Gekko japonicus is the source of this 1657-nucleotide messenger RNA. RefSeq names its product chromosome unknown open reading frame, human C17orf89 (gene NDUFAF8). The record is from RefSeq and is a predicted model, not a curated record. The transcript has 3 exons. Lineage: Eukaryota; Metazoa; Chordata; Lepidosauria; Squamata; Gekkonidae. Bases 57 to 275 code for a protein of 72 amino acids. Gene Ontology annotation, biological process: mitochondrial respiratory chain complex I assembly. Gene Ontology annotation, cellular component: mitochondrion.
CAGUCUUUUUGCUGAUUAUGGCCGCGUCCAGACUGUAGGGCUUCGGGCGUGUUUUAAUGGCUAUGCCCAGCCAAGGAGUCUGGGGUCGUGUUCGGGAGAGAUUACGACGCUUCCCCGCUUUACUGGCGAAUUGUGAGGAGCAGGCUUCAGUCUAUGGCAAGUGUGUUGCCUCCAAGGCAACAGGUCAUGGAGAGCUGAAGAAGGAUGUAUGCGCCAAGGAAUUUCAGAUGCUGAUGGAGUGCUUCACAAAAGCAGCAAAGAGCAAUGUAAAGUAAAGCUCUGAAGCGGACAUUACCAACUGCACACCUGGAUUUAUAGUUGCUUUCGGCGGAGAAGGACAAAGUGCUCAAUUCAUCUUAUGCUGCACUGAGAAGAAAUCUCUAAAGUGAACAGCUUACAAUAUACAAGGAGCCAUGAGCUUUCAAAUAAUGCAUCUCAAUGAGCUGUCUAGAACUAAUUUUUUUGAAGCUAAAACUCAGUCGAUUGGUUUUGAUUUAGGCCCCUCAUGACAAGUUGGUGUCUUGAUGAGUAGAAACACAGUUUAUGCUCAAGAGUUCCCUUGCACACAAACUGGGACUGAAGGCUUCCUGCUCUGGGAAACCUGGCAUCAAACUGCAUGCUGGCAACUGGGUAGGGAAGGGCGGCCUAGUAAAUCCAAUUUAGUAGUAGUUAGUUAGUAGUAAAAUGGAAUGUGUUUCUUCCCCAGAAUUGAGGUUCAGAAUCCUGAUUUGUGGAAGGAAACAAACGUCAGUUUGCACUGGUAGCUGCUUUUGGACAUCACAGUGAACUGGAAUUUCAUUAAUGGCUUCCCAACUAGGAAGCCUUCACCUGCAUUCUGUCAGGGACAGGAAUACUUAAGCAGUAGAACAAGUUGCAUUUGUGUCCCUUGUACAAGCACAGGUUUAUUGUGAUGCCUGAAUGUAGCCCUGCUGUGAAGAAAAGUUGGCAACAAGGCUAGAGGACUAUAGAGAGCUGUGCUGAGGAAUCCAGGACUAUGAUCUCUCACAUGGAUUUUCUAGUUAGAAGAACUUUUUAAAAAUCUUCAGUCUUUGAAACUGUAAAAUACACAAAGGUCGUUUAAUCCAGCCUUUUGCACUAUGGGAGGAUUUCCCACAUUAUUCAGAUUAUAAGAAUGCUUGUAAGCGAAAAAGCAAGACCAAGGGAGCGUGUUGGGCAAAGUAAGGAUUUAGUAAACACACAGCUGCUUUUUCUUUCCCUUAGUGUAAGGGUCUGUACCACAACUAAACUAGCUUUUGGCAGUUUUGCCCUGAGGAUUUUCUCAUUCCCUUCCCACUUUACAAAGAAUUGAAUGCAAAGUAGGGCAGUACUUAGCUGGUUUAUGAUUUUGUUGCUUCUCGCUCCUGCAGAUUUGGGGCAGAGAAGGUGGGGGCACAGGGUGUCAGGACUCCCUGGCAGGCCUGGUUAAUUUGUGUAAGAACACCAAUUCAGUUGUGGCAUGUUAAAAAAAAAAAUACAACCCUGACCCUCAUAUUGAGGGAUCCAUGACUCUGUACCUCUAAUUUCCCUUCUGAGCAUGGAUUUCCUAAUUGAAUCUUUGGGAAAAAAAUCUAAUCAGUGAAACUGCCUAAGGAGAAAACAGCUUUAUAGGCCAAGGUUAAAGCACAGCUUGGGAAUCUGCCCAAUAAAACUGCAAGGA